This is a messenger RNA of Trichoplusia ni (cabbage looper), 2578 nucleotides long. Its product is annotated as lachesin-like. Gene Ontology annotation, cellular component: neuron projection. The record is from RefSeq and is a predicted model, not a curated record. Bases 502 to 1797 code for a protein of 431 amino acids. The transcript has 11 exons. Lineage: Eukaryota; Metazoa; Arthropoda; Insecta; Lepidoptera; Noctuidae.
AAUAAUUCUCCCGCCUAAAAUACUUUACAAAUAUUUGUUGUCUCUCCCUGUUUGUUUUAACUCCUUCGAUGGCGCUAACGACACUGCAAAUUUAGUUUGACAUCGAACAUUGUUUUGCAAAAAAAAAUAGUACUCCAGAUAGAACUCAAGUUCAUCUGUUACCGAUUUAAUUUGAUGAUUCACAUUCGACUGAAAUCCGCGCGCGACUCGUUCUUUGGUGAUAUGUCUUUUGUUUUUAUUUUAUGAUAGUGUUAGUCAGUCGCGCGAUAAAGGCUAGCGAGACGGCUUGUCUGCCCGUUCCCGGUUUUCUCGGGCUUGUUUAUCCGGCUGGGGUAGUUAGCGCGGCGGAGUGGCGCCCCGCGGCAGUGCCUCCGUAGCCCGCCCAGCGAUGGGACGCUCGACGCCCGCCCAACUGUUCCCUAUCGCACGCGUACGACCUCAACAACACAGGUGAACCACGCGACUAUAAAAAGGACAAUCAUCUAAUGUGACUGAGACAAAAUGACUCCUUUUAUACAUUUAUAUUGUGUUAUAUGGAUAGAGUUAUUGACUGGCUGCUGCACCACGACAGGUCGGGAAUUACCUACCGGGCAAAAUGUAGUGUCUGUAGCACCCAUAGAAGUUCCCGAUGAAUCAAUGUACCCGAGAUUUGCUGAACCUAUACCGAACGUGACGGUUACAAUUGGCAGGGAUGCUCUUCUUGCGUGCGUAGUUGAUAAUCUCAGGGGAUUUAAGGUAGCGUGGGUGCGCAUGGAUACACAGACGAUCCUCAGUAUCCAUCACAAUAUUAUAACUCAGAAUGCGCGCAUCAGCCUCUCAUACAACGACCACCGCUCGUGGUAUCUACACAUCAAGAACGUGCAGGAGGUGGACCGCGGCUGGUACAUGUGCCAGGUCAACACCGACCCUAUGCGCUCCAGGAAGGGAUAUCUGCAGGUCGUAGUGCCCCCAUCAAUCAUCGAUAACAUGACGUCAACGGAUAUGGUGGUGCGGGAAGGCUCCGACGUGACCCUGGUGUGUCGCGCCUCGGGCUACCCUGAACCCUACGUCAUGUGGAGACGAGAAGACGGACAAGACUUUAAUUACAACGGCGAAUCAGUUAGCGUUGUGGAUGGAGAGACAUUGACAAUAACAAAGGUGUCUCGGUUACACAUGGGAGCGUACCUUUGUAUCGCAUCUAAUGGGGUGCCACCUUCGAUUAGUAAACGGAUCAUGCUCAUGGUACAAUUUCCCCCGAUGCUGUCAAUACCCAACCAGUUGGAAGGAGCAUACAUCGGGCAGGACGUGACUCUGGAGUGCCACACGGAGGCGUAUCCCUCCUCCAUCAACUACUGGACCAAUGAUCGUGGAGACAUGAUUAUUUCUGAAAUGGAAAUUAUAGGGGGCAAGUACGAGGCGUUCCCGAUGGACAGCGGCUACAACAAGUUCAUGAUGCUCAAGAUUAAGAACAUCACGAAGGACGACUUCGGCUUCUACAAAUGCAUAGCCAAGAACUCUCUGGGCGAAACGGACGGAAUCAUCAAACUCGAUGAAAUUCCGGCUCCACCAUCCGCUUUUACAACGACACAAAAAACGGUAUUAGACAAUCAGACCAACAGAAAAAAAGGCUUGCCGCAAAUCAUUCAGAACAGUGACGCAAUCAGUUCGAAUUUCCAAGGUGAAAUGUACGGUGAACAGCUAAGUGACUUCGAUGACGAUUUGGAAAGUUCAUCGAAUAAUAACAAAAUAAGUUGUUUGUUAACCUACGUAGUCAUUUCUCAUGUGAUACAUACAGCUAGGCAUGUUUUACUUUCUUGAUAUUAAUUGUUUAAUGAAUAUUUAUUUAUUUGUUGCUACGUUUUUGUUAAUAAUUUCUUAAGCUGAACAGACAAUAAAUUUUUGCUAUAUUUAUAACUUCAGUUUAGUUUUACGCUGUCUGUACACAACUUUAUGAAUGAAUUUAGUAAAUCGGAUGAACAGAGAUACUUAAAUUUCUUUUCUGUCGGUCAUAAUUCGUAUGACAUAUUACGAAUCGAGGUUAAAGUCAAGUUAUUGUGUUAGAAUGUCUAUUAUUAUUAAGGUCAUUAUGAAUAUAAUUUAUACUUAUUUUAUUAAAUAAGGCUAGGUGUCAGUAAAUGUAAAGAAUUUGUAAAUUGAAGGACUAAUUUUAUUACUAAGGCCUACGUGUCCUAGUUUCGCUUAGUUGUCAACGUAUUUGUACACAAGUUUUUCUACUACAUCGAUUUUAUAUAAAGCGCCUAGAGUCUAGAGGUACCCUAUAACUGUCCAUUGAACAUGUAUGUAGAUAUGUAAUUUCUGGUAAAAGAUUUAGUCGACGUAUACCUAACGAAUUAUUAAUACGUAAACCUACUGUGCUUUGGUAGUUUAUAUCUGGUCGAUAUUCUUUACCCUUCAUAAUGUAAGGCUUAUUUCUAAUUUAAUUUUAUUGUAAAACUUGUAUAAAUAAGUUGCUUAAUGUAAUAUACCACUAGUAAAAUAGGGAUAGAAAAUUUUUGUGAUGAUUUACAUGAUGCUACAAAACGGAACUGCCAAAUACCUAAAUGUGUAAAAUACGAAAAUAAAACGAAGCUUGAAAUGU